AGGAAGUAACAGGAAGUGAAGCUCCAGAGAAACAACCCGGCUCGCAGGCAGCGUCAGGCCGAGAUCCGCGCUCCAUUCACGGCUUCAUGUAGCUUCAGUCUCCGCUGCUCCUCUUCCUCUUCUUCUUCCUCCAGCUGCUGCUGCUUCUGCUGCUGCUGUUGUUGUUGUUGUUUUUGUUGUUGUUGUUGUGACUCAGUCCGACCUGAGGUUGAUGGUUUGAAGACAGCACAGGAGGUGAAGUCAGGCUUUCUGCAUGGAGACUCCCAGUGAGCGGAGGAGGCUGCUGGAGGACGGCGGAGGAGAGGAGGACCCGGCCGGACUCAUCUCCGAGCAGGACGCUUACCUGAGCAAAGUGAGGAACAGGAACUUGUAUCUGGCCACGUUUGCGUCCGUCCUGGGGCCGAUGAGCUUCGGCUUCGUGCUGGGCUACAGUUCCCCGGCGCUGCCUGAGCUCAUGCAGAUCUCGGACCCGCGGCUGCGGCUCGACGCCGUGCAGGCCAGCUGGUUCGGGUCCAUAGUGACGGUGGGGGCGGCGGUGGGGGGGCUGCUGGGCGGCUGGAUGGUGGAGAAGAUCGGCAGGAAGCUCAGCCUGAUGUUCUGCUCGCUGCCCUUCGUCUUCGGCUUCACCAUCAUCAUCGCGGCGCAGAACGUGUGGAUGCUGUACGUGGGCCGGGUGCUCACCGGCCUCGCCAGCGGGGUCACGUCCCUGGUCGUCCCGCUCUACAUCUCUGAGAUGGCCCACGAGCGGGUCCGCGGCACGCUUGGCUCCUGUGUGCAGCUCAUGGUGGUGCUCGGCAUCAUGGGAGUUUAUCUGGCAGGUCUCUUCCUGGACUGGCGCUGGCUGGCGAUCUGCUGCUCCGUCCCCCCCACGCUGCUGAUGGUGUGCAUGUGCUUCAUGCCCGAGACGCCUCGCUUCCUGCUGUCCCAGGGGAAGCGGCGCGAGGCCGAGGAGGCCCUGCGCUUCCUGCGGGGGCCGGACGCCCCCGUGGAGUGGGAGUGCGCCCGCAUCGAGAGCGGCUGUGACGAGCGGGGCUCGGGCUUCCAGAUGUCCGACCUGAAGGACCCGGGCGUCUACAAGCCGCUGGUGAUCGGCAUCAUGCUGAUGAUCUUCCAGCAGUUCACGGGGAUCAACGCCAUCAUGUUCUACGCUGAGACCAUAUUUGAACAAGCACAUUUCAAAGAGAGCGACCUGGCGUCGGUGAUCGUGGGUCUGAUUCAGGUCGUGGUCACUGCGGUGGCGGCGCUGAUCAUGGACAAGGCCGGAAGGAAAGUGCUUCUCAUCAUUUCAGGAACUGCCAUGGUGGUCAGCACCACCUCGUUCGGAGUUUACUUCUACCUGAUGUCCAGGAUCCACGAUGGCGGCACCCCCCCGCUGAGCCUCCUCGGAGCCGAGCCGCACUCGGACCUGACCUGGCUCGCCCUCGCCAGCAUGGCCGUCUUCAUCGCAGGUUUCGCUCUGGGCUGGGGUCCGAUCCCGUGGCUCAUCAUGUCGGAGAUCUUCCCCGUCAAAGUGCGGGGGGUUGCCAGCUCCAUCUGCGUCCUGACCAACUGGAGCAUGGCGUUCCUCAUCACCAAAACCUUCCAGGAUAUGAUGAUACUUCUCACCAGCGCUGGAACCUUCUGGUUGUUCGCCUCCAUGUGCAUCCUCAACGUCAUCUUCACCAUGGCCUUCAUCCCCGAGACCAAGGGCAAGACGCUGGAGCAGAUCGAAGCCACGUUCAGAGGAGCCUCCGGUCGGUGAGCCGGACCAGCAGCUGCAGGAAAAUCCUCUGUGAACAUUCAGCGUGAAACAGUUUGAAUUCUUCACAAACAGCUGCAUGAUCUGAAAAGUGAUUUUAAAAAAUGGACUAAGACGCUCGGGUGAGCGCGAGCAGACAAACGACCUCCGGAGGGAAACUGUGACCUCGGUGAGGAAGACGCUACCUCCAAGGACACAACUCGACACUGCCCCCUGCAGGCCUCACCUCUUAACUGACAUGCAGGUUUAAAUUCUCCUCUGGCGUGUGGGACAGUCUGAAGUUUUAAUAUAUGCACUAACUAUGUUGUUUUAAAGCUGGGAUUCAUGAACACAGGAACAGUAUAAUGGGUUAAGUAUCUGUCCUUUGUUACUAAAGGUAAAACAUUUAACUUAAACCAAAGAAAGGAGACUAAGUGAGGGCAUUACAGUUUAAUGGGUUCCGGGGUUGUAUUUUGGGGAAAGAAACUAAAAUGUUUAUGGAUUUUCUUUGUAUUUUCUUCUCUGUUCUUUUUAUAAUAUCAGUCUGAGAAUUAUUAUUCCCAAACUGAUUUUUACUAAGAAAAUAUGUUUGAUUUAACGAAUUUAAAAAUACAUUUUUUUCCACUUUUAAUUCAGUUUUAAAAAAUCCCAUGAUUAUGUGGAUGAAUAAUGUGUCAAACACUAUCAUCAGUAGAAUUAUAAAUUGUAGAGAUAACAUGGAUGUGUAUUUUAAAUAUUUUCUCUUGGGAUAAACUUUUUUUUACAAUUUAAAUAAUUAUUAAUAAUGAUCGUGGUGUUUGCUAUGAGUUCAGUGAAGCUAUGAAACAGAGACAAUAAAUAAAAGUUCACUCUAGGUUGAGUCUGAACAGGAUCGAAUGAA
This is a messenger RNA of Platichthys flesus (European flounder), 2597 nucleotides long. It is a transcript of the gene slc2a8, whose product is annotated as solute carrier family 2 member 8. Gene Ontology annotation, cellular component: membrane. Gene Ontology annotation, molecular function: transmembrane transporter activity. The transcript is spliced from 10 exons. Bases 254 to 1741 code for a protein of 495 amino acids. The record is from RefSeq and is a predicted model, not a curated record. NCBI's taxonomy places the organism in Eukaryota, Metazoa, Chordata, Actinopteri, Pleuronectiformes, Pleuronectidae. Gene Ontology annotation, biological process: transmembrane transport.